AUGGAGGUGGUGGGUGAUGGCCUGGGGCUCAGCAAAUCUUCAGUCAGCAAAACUGUGACAGCAGUAACACCUUUGCUGUUACAGCUUAUGAAGAACAUCCUGAUUUCCCCCCAAACUCCUGAAGAAAUCCAGCUGGCCAAUCAACAGUUCUACAGUAUUGACAACAUCCCCAGAGUGAUUGGCAUCAUCGAUGGCACCCUUAUCCCAGUGUCAAGCCCUGAGGUAAUUGAGCCCUUGUACAUUUGCAGGAAGGGCUAUCCAGCCAUUAAUGUUCAAAUAGUGUGUGAUCACCAGGGGAUGUUCACUGACAUUGUGGCAAAAUGGCCUGGAAGCACACAUGACUCUUUUGUGUGGGCCAAUUCUGCAGUUUGCCAGGUGGCUGAAGAGGGUGGCUUUGGUGAUAGCUGGCUGCUGGGAGACAGUGGAUAUCCUCUUCGCCCAUACCUCCUGACACCUGUGCAGCAUCCAGCCACCAUUGCAGAGGAGAGGUUUAAUCAGGCCAAUGGAAGGACACGCUCUAUAGUGGAGAGGGCUAUAGGACUGUGGAAACAACGUUUUCGCUGCAUCAGCAAGUCCAGUGGUGGCCUGAAGCUGAACCCCUCCAAAAGCUGUUCUGUAAUUGUGGUAACUGCAAUUCUCCACAACAUUGCAGUCAAGGAAAAUGUCUCGCUUCUUGAGGAGGAAAAGAGGGGGGUCAUGCUGGUGCUGAUGGUGAGGAAGAUGCUGCUUCUGAUGAUGAUGAUCCUUUGA
Sinocyclocheilus rhinocerous is the source of this 750-nucleotide messenger RNA. Its product is annotated as putative nuclease HARBI1. NCBI's taxonomy places the organism in Eukaryota, Metazoa, Chordata, Actinopteri, Cypriniformes, Cyprinidae. The record is from RefSeq and is a predicted model, not a curated record. The transcript has a single exon. Bases 1 to 750 code for a protein of 249 amino acids.